AUAAUGCCGAGCUUCGGCAGUAAAUUCCUGGCCUGCCUGCUGCUCAGCUCGGUGAUCCUGGUCAGCGGCCAGUUCGAGCACUAUCUGGACAGCCUGCGAUCCUCGGAGCUGUACGAGUUCGAGGAGGGAUCGCUGGGCAGCAUCCAGUAUUUGCCCAAGGGCGACAGCGAGACGAUCGAGUUGCAACUGGAGCAGCCCAUUCACUUCUACGGGGAGCAGUACGAGCAGCUGCAUAUCAACACCAAUGGCAUCCUCACUUUCAAUUCAGAGUUCCCCGAGUACCUGAACCAGCCCUUCCCGCUGGAAUACGCCUCGAUAGCGGCCUUCUACUCGAACGUGGACACUUCGUUUAGCGACGAGGGAACUUCGAUCUCUUUGCUGGAGACCAAGGACCAAGGAAUCCUCGACAAAGCCACCAGUUUGGUGCGUUACGCCUUUACCAGCCAGCCCGAUUUCGAGGCCCGCCAGGUUAUCGUUGCCACGUGGCGCAAUGUGGGUUACUUCGACUCCAAGACGGACCGUCUGAACACCUUCCAGGUGGCCCUCAUCGCCGAUGAGCAGAAGACCUUUGUGCAGUUCAUCUAUCCGGACGGCGGUCUUAACUGGCUGCAGGGCGAGACCGCUGGAUUGGGUCUGCCCGAUAUUCGUGCCCAGGCAGGAUUCGUGGCUGAGGAUGGACGCUACUACUCCCUGAACGGUUCGGGAUCGGAGAAUGCCCGUUUCUUGAGCGAGAGCACCAACCUGGGCGUUCCCGGAGUCUGGCUGUUCGAUGUGGCCCCCAUUGCGCCCGAGCUGAAUGUGCGGACCCCCGACAACGCCGAGUCCCGCACGGAGUCACCCGCCUUGGCCCAGAGCUGCCAGGCCCACGGCCACCAGUGCCACGAGAGGGCGGAGUGCCACGACAAGGCCGAGGGAUACUGCUGCGUCUGCGAAUCGGGAUUCUAUGGCAACGGCAAGUCCUGCCUGGCCAACGACAAGCCCAUCCGAGUGGCAGGAACUCUGACCGGAGAGCUGAACAAGCAGCCCGUCAGCGAGGAGGCCAAGCUGCAGUCGUAUGUGGUGACCAGCGAGGGUCGCACCUACACCACCAUCAAUCCGCUAACCCCCGAUCAGGGCGCCCAGCUCCGACUGGCCCUCCCACUGCUGACCACCGUGCCCUGGUUGUUCGCCAAGUCGGUGGGCGGGGUGCCCAAUGGCUACCAGCUGACCGGCGGUGUCUACACACAUGUUUCUCGAUUGCAAUUCGAUUCUGGGGAGAGUCUCCAUGUGAACCAGACAUUCGAGGGCCUCAACUACUGGGACCAGCUGUCCGUGAAGAUCGAGAUUUACGGCGAAGUUCCUGCGGUGGCGGCGGAUGAGAUCCUAAUUCUGCCUGACUACGUGGAAGAGUACACAUUCGAGAGACCUGGAGAACUGAAAUCUGUGCAGGUGCUCAGUCUGAAUCUUACGGGAGAACAGCGCGUGCUGGGACUUCAGGUGGAGCAAAGGAUUUUGUACCGCAGCUGCUUGCGGGAUGACGAGGCUGACCCCAGUGCCACCAAGGUGCUGCAGAAGAUCUCCAAGGUGGCUCUGGACUAUGUGGACCGUGACCAGGCGCUGCGCAUUGGCGCCAUGAGCAAGGUGGGCGUGACCGCCGAGUCGAAUGCCUGCAACGAUGGCACCGCCGAUUGCGUGGAUAACUCGGUGUGCGUUCCCUAUGAGGACACCUACCGGUGCGACUGCCACCAUGGCUUCGCCGCCCAGCUGGACGAGGGCGGCUUGGAGGUUUGCCUGGACAUCGACGAGUGCGCAUCGGGUUCCCAUGUCUGCGACGAGAACGCCAUCUGCGACAACACGGAGGGCGGAUUCAACUGCUACUGUACCGAGGGCUUCGAGGGCAACGGCUACCGUUGUCUGUCCAACAGCACCGCUGACAAUAUCGAGUAUCCGCCAGCCACUGAGGAUCAGAACCCCAAUCCCAGCCCAUAUCCCCAAGAGACGGAGGACCGCAAUCGGGAGCGUGAGCAGCGGAUAAGGGAACACGAACAGGAACAAGAACGGGAACGCGAACGGCAAAGGGAAGAGGAGCGGGAGCAGUAUCCCCAGCCGGAUCCAUAUCCAUACCCCGAGGAACAGGUGCCCCAACACCAAGACGAGUGCUACCGCUGCGCGAAGGACGCCGACUGCUACGAAGGACGCUGCGCAUGCCGCGAAGGAUUUGAAGGCGAUGGCUACUCCUGCACCAACAUUUGUGGACACGAGGAAGUUUUUGAGAAUGGCCGUUGCGAGCCCUUGCUGCUCGAAAGGAUCGACGUGGACCCGUCUUGCGAUGCCUUCGGCGCCUGCCAAUGUCCCUAUGGAUACGAACUGACCCAGGAUAGCCAGCGCUGCACCUACGCCCACGACGUUGAUAGUGAAAGGAACUCCGAUCUGAUCCCCUGCGACGUGGAUGACAACUGCCACAUCAAUGCCACCUGCAAUUGGUUUGGCCAAGAGCUUCGACACAUUUGCACCUGCCAGCCGGGAUUCAGAGGCGACGGAUACACCUGCGAGUCAAUCAGCGACGACUCUUGUGAUAUUAGACCCGAGAUCUGUGACGUUCAUGCCAGCUGCGUUGCGAACGAGGAGCUGGGCAAGUCGGAGUGCCAGUGCCAGGCGGGCUACGAAGGCGACGGCUUCCGCUGCCAGUUGGCCCCCGAGUGCCAGUCCGCCGAGCAUUGUGGCGAAAAUGCCCUCUGCGACGACGGCGUCUGCCGCUGCCAAAAGGACUACGAGCGGGACGUCAGCGAUCGCUGUGUGCCGGCCGGACGAUGUGGCAUCGUCUUCUGCGGUUCGAAUUCCAUCUGCAAGUGGGACCCGGAGCAGGGUGUCCAGUACUGCGACUGCCUCGAGGGCUAUGAAGGCGACCCGCUCACAGGGUGCACCAGCAAGCCCCUGUCCUGCCACGUCGUGAACAACUGCGGCAUCCACGCCACCUGCGAGCCCACCGAGGAUCCGGCCAAUUACGAGUGCCAGUGCAUUGCAGGCUUCAACGGCGAUGGAUACGUGUGCAUUGAGGAGCAGAACUGCCUGAAUAACCCGACGUUGUGCGAUAUGAACGCGAAGUGCCACUCGACCAAUUCCGGCCUGGUCUGUGUUUGCAAUCAAGGCUUCUACGGCAAUGGAUCUGUGUGCCAGGAGCGCCAGCAACAGGACUCCGACUUCCUGAUCGUCAGCCAGGGCGUGAUGAUCGCUCGCGUUCCCCUAAAUGGACGUAAUGUGAGGCCUAUUUCUGUGGCCCAAAUGGCCAUUGGUCUGGACAAGGACUGUGUGGAGGGACGAGUCUACUGGGGCGAUAUUUCAACUAAGAAGAUCGUUAGCGCGAAAUACGACGGCACAGAUUCUCGUCCGUUUAUCACCACAGACAUUGAAUCUCCCGAGGGUAUUGCCAUCGAUGUGAUCUCGCGCCGCCUUUACUGGGCGGACUCAGCGAAGGACACAAUUGAGGUGGCCAGCCUGGAGGAUCCUUCGUUGCGGGCAGUGAUCAUCAAUAAGCAGCUGGUGAACCCGCGUGGCAUUGCCGUGGAUGCCUACAGGGCAAAACUGUACUGGUCGGACUGGAACCGCGAUUCGCCCAAGAUCGAAAUGUCCAACCUGGAUGGCACUGGUCGCGAGCUUCUCCUGGGCAAGGAUGCUGUUACCCUGCCCAACUCACUGGUGGUGCUCGAGAAUUCCGGUGAGGUGUGCUACGCCGAUGCGGGCACCAAGAAGGUGGAGUGCAUCGAUCCGCAGAACCGCCAGAUUCGCACCGUCUCCAACGAGCUGUCCUAUCCCUUCGGCAUCACCUACACGAACGAUCAGUUCUACUGGACGGACUGGACCACCAAAAAAGUGGAGAUCGUGGACAGUCUGGGAACGCGGCAGAAGCCCAUCCAGCCGCCCUUCUUCGGCAGCCACAAGAUGUACGGCAUGACGGUCGUGGAGCAGCACUGUCCGCAGUACCAGAGUGCCUGCCAGAUCAACAACGGCGGAUGCACGGACUCCCGGAUCUGCCUGGUGAACCGACAGGCUCCGUCCGGAAAGAGCUGCAAGUGCACCGGCGCCUCCACAGGCUGCUCCGUGCCUGCGCCCGGAUUCUAAGUCUAUCUUUAAUGCAAACUGAAAUUAUUUUUCGAUACGUAUACAAUCACCAAAGCAAAGCAAGUUAACCAAAGCGCGGAAUGGUAUCGAAUUAAAUUAAACUAAACUACAUUUAAUUAACUAACUAGGAGUGCCUGGGUGCCAUUUCAAAGAAGAAUAAUUAAUAACGAAGAAUAAUUAAUAAAGAGAAACAAGCCUUGACAGAA
Drosophila takahashii is the source of this 4304-nucleotide messenger RNA. It is a transcript of the gene Ndg, whose product is annotated as Nidogen. The record is from RefSeq and is a predicted model, not a curated record. NCBI's taxonomy places the organism in Eukaryota, Metazoa, Arthropoda, Insecta, Diptera, Drosophilidae. Gene Ontology annotation, biological process: cell-matrix adhesion. Gene Ontology annotation, molecular function: calcium ion binding.